AUGCUGUUUGACUACUCUGUUGCGCUGCUAGGUGCGCUGUCGCUGUCUGCAACGACCGUUUCCGCCCAGGUGAGGGCUUACGACAAGAUCGACUUCACCAAUGUCGGUUUUGCAGGUACGUAUUUCCCAGUGAAAUCGUUCUCUGAUAUAACGAAGGACAGUUGUAGUUGUGAGGUUGCGGACGCGGAGUGGUUCUCGGGCACCAAUGCGCCCCUGGCAGAGUACGUCUCUGUCCACUUGCGUGGGCCCUUGAGUCUGUCCAAAUUCGCCUUCUACAACUCCCCCGGGUUUGUCGCUAACGAUUCCAGAUCGUCGUCUGCGUGGACUCGUCAGGCGUACUACGACGGGAGUGCGCAGGUUGGCGAGAACGUCACGUUUUUGGCGAGAGCAGGUAAGGAUUCUCCAUGUUUGGGGAAGGCUUUGACGUACGCGGGCGCUGACGGUGUUUCCUCAGCUAGUCAGAGAACUGUCCUUGGUGGGAACAACUCGAUUGCCUCGGACCAGGAAUACAUAAUCUACUCGAACGUCUCGUGUCCCAAAUCCGGGUUGGAUAGAGGGUGUGGUGUCUACCGUAAGGGGAUUCCAGCGUACUACGGGUUCGGUGGUGUCACAAAGAUGUUCCUGUUUGAAUUCGAAAUGCCCACGGAGACCAAACAGAACUCGUCCUCAAUUGAGUUCUUCGACAUGCCUGCCAUUUGGUUGCUGAACGACCACAUUGCAAGAACCGCACAGUACCCAACAAACGCCAACUGCUCCUGUUGGGCCAGUGGGUGUGGUGAAUUCGACAUCUUCGAAGUGAUGAAUGGUACCGAGAGGAACCACUUGUACUCGACCUUCCACACUUUCCAAGGUAUCGAGGAUUUGGGCACAGGUAUUCAAUCGUACGGUUACAUCCCAAGAAACACCACCGGGACAAUGAAAGGUGGUGUUGUGUUUGACUCUGCUGGGAACACGAUCACGUUCAUGUCCGACGACGUCUCCUUCGAUGCUAACAUCACUAGCGACGCAGUCCAGAGCCUGUUGUCAUCCGUCCCAAGAAACGAAACUUACUCGUCUCAAUUGAUGAGCAUCUCUGCUACCGCGCCAGCGUCAUCAACGGGGACAAAGAACGGUAAGUCCAAUGGGGCUCUGUUGUCCUCACCAUUGUCUGGUAUCUGGUACUACAUAUUUACCGUUGUCACCGCUGUGGGUCACUUCUUGAUUUGA
Huiozyma naganishii CBS 8797 is the source of this 1206-nucleotide messenger RNA. RefSeq names its product Toh1p (gene TOH1). The transcript has a single exon. The coding region runs from base 1 to 1206 and encodes 401 amino acids. The record is from RefSeq and is a predicted model, not a curated record. Lineage: Eukaryota; Fungi; Ascomycota; Saccharomycetes; Saccharomycetales; Saccharomycetaceae. Gene Ontology annotation, cellular component: fungal-type cell wall.